AUGGCUACCCUUGAGGCUCAAACCAAUUUGGACAAGAGCGAGACAAACGCUACGAGUUCUAGUGGUAACGGGGACUCGAACUUCUAUGCCAACUAUGGCCCGCUAGCGCAUGUCACCACGACCAGUACUCGCCUCCCUCCCUUUGGAGGUGAGUUCCAGCCUGGACUGUACAGGCCAGUUAAGGAGCGCAAGAUCGCCAAUCCAGCACCUUUGGGAUUGAGCGGUUUCGCGCUCACUACCUUCGUCCUGGGUUGCAUCAAUAUGGGCGCUCGAGACAUCACGGAGCCAAACAUAAUUGUUGGUCUUGCGUAUUCCUACGGUGGAUUGGUACAGCUUUGCGCCGGGAUGUGGGAAAUGGCCGCAGGCAACACAUUCGGUGCUACUGCAUUGUCCUCCUACGGCGGCUUCUGGAUCGCAGUAGGCAUUAUCUUCACUCCUGGAGGAUUCGGCAUCAUGUCCUCACUAGAGCAAGCCGAUAAAGGCUCUGUUGGAAUGUUCUACGACUCCUUCUCAUUAUUCUUAUUCGGCUGGUUCAUCUUCACCUUCCUAUUACUCACCUGCACCGUCAAAUCGACCGUAGCCUUCUUCCUUCUCUUCCUCACCGUCGACGUCGCCUUCUUCCUUCUCGGAAUCGGCUACAUGUACCGCGACGAACACGAGAACCCAAACAAAAAUGUGAUCAAAGCCGGAGGACUCUUUUCGCUCCUCGCUGCAUUCCUAGCCUGGUGGUGCGCCCUAUCAGGUAUUGCAGACGAUAGCAACAGUUUCUUUAUCGUCCCUGCUAUCUACUUCCCUUGGUCGGAGAGGGGCGCGAAGUCGAAAGACCAAUAG
Molecule: messenger RNA, 831 nt
Organism: Paecilomyces variotii
Lineage: Eukaryota; Fungi; Ascomycota; Eurotiomycetes; Eurotiales; Thermoascaceae
Product: GPR1/FUN34/yaaH family-domain-containing protein
Exons: 3
Coding region: 1-831 (276 amino acids)
Cellular component (GO): plasma membrane
Molecular function (GO): acetate transmembrane transporter activity
Source: RefSeq, a predicted model, not a curated record